Suillus bovinus is the source of this 276-nucleotide messenger RNA. RefSeq names its product RING/U-box. Gene Ontology annotation, molecular function: ubiquitin protein ligase activity; zinc ion binding; cullin family protein binding. The transcript has 2 exons. The record is from RefSeq and is a predicted model, not a curated record. Gene Ontology annotation, biological process: anaphase-promoting complex-dependent catabolic process; protein ubiquitination; positive regulation of mitotic metaphase/anaphase transition. Gene Ontology annotation, cellular component: nucleus; anaphase-promoting complex. NCBI's taxonomy places the organism in Eukaryota, Fungi, Basidiomycota, Agaricomycetes, Boletales, Suillaceae. The coding region runs from base 1 to 276 and encodes 91 amino acids.
AUGAAAGUCCACAUCAAACACUGGAGCGCCGUCGCUCAAUGGCGCUGGAACACAGGAAACGCAACCCACGAUCAAGACGACGAAGGCGACGUCUGCGGGAUCUGUCGCGUUCCGUUUGAGGGGUGCUGUCCGUCGUGUAAGGCACCGGGAGAUGAUUGUCCUUUGAUCUGGGGCGAAUGUAGUCACGUAUUCCAUAUGCACUGCCUACUAAAAUGGCUAGGAACGACCGCUUCGAAACAGCAGUGUCCUAUGGAUCGACGUGCUUGGGGUGCGUGA